GACGUUUGCUGUCGUGGCGUUGGAAGAGAAAGAAAGUUGUUAGUCGCCGUUCGUGUCGCAGUUGCUGAGAUUUAGUUUUUUUUAAAUUUUCAAUUAAAACUACAAAACAUUCACCUCACCAUGUAUCGUCAAAUGUUUGCGCUCUGUCUGGUUGCCGCUGUGUGUGCAACCGGCGCUUAUGGCAGCUGCAAGGCCACUCUGAGCGCCUUCAGCACACAGGAUGCCACAAUUCUCACCCAGUUGGCGCAUGUUGCUGAAUUCACGCUGCAGUGCAGCAACUCUGCACAGCCCAGUCUAUUUGCUGAGUUCCCCUGCGGUAAAGUGGUGCCUGUUGCCAAGGUGGGCGACAGCAAAUACCAGGUGAGCUGGGUGGAGGACAUCAAGCAGGGCAGCAGCGGCAAUGUGCAGGUGCGUCUCUUCGACGAGGAUGGCUAUGCUGGUGUGCGCAAGGCGCAGCGUGAUGGCGACAAGGUGUCUUCGGUUAAGUCUCUGCUCGACAUCACUGUGCCCACCAAGGGCGCUUACAAGGGACCCUGGAUCAAGGCCGAACUUCUGGCUGCCUUCCUUGUGGGCGGCGUGGCAUACUUCGCCUUCUCCACCAAGAGCAAAGUGCAGUCCUAAGGUCGCAUGACGCGCUUCCAUUUCUUGAAUGAAAUUCAUUCACCAUACCAAGUAGUAAACAAAAUGAACGACAUUAUUAGCGAUUCCAUCAUCCGCUCAUUAUAACAAUACACCCCAUUUCCUAGAGAUUUUCCAACACACUUUCGUGUAAAUAAACAAAAAGAAUCAAAAACCAA
This is a messenger RNA of Drosophila nasuta, 797 nucleotides long. It is a transcript of the gene Tapdelta, whose product is annotated as Translocon-associated protein delta. Gene Ontology annotation, cellular component: membrane; endoplasmic reticulum; endomembrane system. The record is from RefSeq and is a predicted model, not a curated record. The transcript is spliced from 2 exons. Lineage: Eukaryota; Metazoa; Arthropoda; Insecta; Diptera; Drosophilidae. The coding region runs from base 121 to 621 and encodes 166 amino acids.